AAGGCUCGGGCGACGGAGGCGGAGGGAGGAUGCGACGCAAUUCUCCCUUUUUCGUGCGUAGUUUCCUCUUCGUGGACCCCCGCUCGCGCUGAGACUCGUACUAUGUCGUAGAGAGUGCCAAGACGAGGCCAAGAUGUGAGGCGAGAGACGCGGAGGAGGAGCCGGGAGGCGCAGAAGCGAGUGUUAUAGCGAAGGGGGGAGCGUCUUGGUGUCCAGCUCUUGGACUUGUUUGGGGAAAUCAGCUGAUUGGAACGUGAACGUCAGAGCCCCUUCGCACGAGACGCUGACACGAAAAAAAGGCUGCUGUUUAUAUAUUUUUCUUCGGUUUACCGUCUCCCCUCGCGUUUGAGUUUCGUUAUUGUCAUUGGUUUUAUUUGAUUUUGAGUUCUGUGGUCCGUAUGCCCAGUCCGUCAUGUCCCAGAACUUUCAGACGACGUACCAGCCCCUGGAUGGGGGUGACACCGAGGGAGUGCGUAUGGGGGAGGACAGGGAGCGUGACGAUGACCUCUCCCCCGAUACCCACUCCAGCAUGGUGUUCCACGUGGUGCCUAAGUCCAGCAAGUCGAGAUGGAACCACCUGGAAGACCUCGACUCCUUUUUCACGAGGGUCUACCAGUACCACCAGAACCACGGCCUCCUGUGCAUGAUGCUGCAGCAGUGCUUCGAGCUGGCGCAGUUCAUCUUUGUGAUAGUGUUCACCACGUUCCUCCUCACGUGCGUGAACUAUGAUAUCCUAUUCCGCAACAAAUUCCCUGUCAACUUUAACCCCAACGUUACGGACAAGAUCACCCUGCCGGACGUCAUCCGCACCCAUGACCAGUGCAUGGAGCAUUACACGUGGAAGCUGGUGAUGGUGAUCCUGCUGGCCUCGGUGUUCUGGUUCCUGCGCCUGGUACACGCGGGGUUCACCUUCUUCCAGUUCUGGGAGAUCAAGCUCUUCUUCAACAAAGCCCUCGGCAUCCAGGACCAGGACCUCGGCAACAUCACGUGGGAAGAGGUGGAGCAGCGCGUCAUGGAAGUACAGGUUGAGCAGCGCAUGUGCAUCCACAAGGAGGUCCUGACGGAGCUGGACAUUUACCACCGAAUCCUCCGCUUCAACAACUACUUCAUCGCCAUGGUGAACAAGGGCAUCAUUCCCCUCAAGUUCGAGGUGCCGUUCACCGGCGAGGUGGUGUUCCUCACCAAGGGGCUGCGCUUCAACAUCGAGAUGCUGCUGUUCUGGGGCCCCGGCGCGCCCUUCAAGAACAACUGGCACCUGAGCGACGAGUACAAGCGGCUGGAGAAGCGGCAGGAGCUGGCCGAGGAGCUGAACAAGCGGAUCCUGUACGUGGGCGUGGCCAACCUGGUCCUGUUCCCGUUCGUGCUGCUCUUCCAGAUCCUGUACUCGUUCUUCUACUACGCCGAGGUGAUCAAGCGCGAGCCGGGCAGCCUCGGCAGCCGGCGCUGGUCGCACUACGGCGAGGUGUACCUGCGCCACUUCAACGAGCUCGACCACGAGAUGACGGCGCGCCUCAACCGGGGCUACAAGGCCGCCUCGCAGUACAUGAACAUCUUCUCGUCGCCCGUGAUGGCCGUGGUGGCGCGCCACGUCGCCUUCGUGUGCGGCGCCAUGUUCGCCGUGUUUGCCGCGCUCUCCGUCUACGACGAGGACGUGCUGCAGGUGGAGCACGUGCUCACGGUCAUGACGAUCCUGGGCGCCGUGCUGGCCGCGUGUCGCGUGUUCAUCCCUGACGAUAACCUCGUGUUCUGCCCGGAGAUGCUGCUGCGGAAGGUGCUGGCCGAGGUGCACUACCUGCCCGACCACUGGCGCGAGAAGGCGCACACGUCCCGCGUGCGCCAGGAGUUCUCGCAGCUGUUCCAGUACCGAGUGGUGCACAUGCUGGAGGAGCUGGUCUCGCCCGUGGUCACGCCGCUCAUUCUCAUCUUCCGGCUGCGCUUCAAGGCUCAGGACAUCGUCGAUUUCUAUCGUAACUUCACCGUAGAGGUUGUAGGCGUGGGCGACGUGUGCUCCUUCGCCCAGAUGGACAUCCGAAGACACGGCAGCCCCACAUGGCAGCCGGACGUGCUGUCGGAGGAGGACGGCCAGGAGGACGCGCGGAGGCCCAACAUGACCACGAGUGGCGGCAAGACCGAGCUGUCGCUCCUGCACUUCACGAUGACCAACCCCAAGUGGAGACCUCCGCAGGAGUCCACGGCAUUUAUCAACGCGCUCAGAACACAGGCACAGCGAGACAUGAACGCACUUACCACGCUGCAGGAGGAGAACGCUCUCUUCUCGUCCCUGAACUCCUUAUCGUGCGGCGGGCUGGGCGCGGCGACCACCAGCAUGUUCAGGGCCCCCUGGAUGCUGGGAGCCCCCGUGCAGCCCGGCGGGGUCCAGCAGCAGUCGUUCUGGUCCCCCCGGGGCCUCCGAGGGGGGAUCUCCCACGUGGAGGGCUCCCGCCACGGCCCGAGCGGAGGCAUCCUGUCCACGGUCCAGCAGAGCAUGGGGCAGUCUAGCGUCGAGGGCCACAUAGGGAUGAGUAGUGUGACGUCGGGGCCCGUCGUGGACCCGGUGCUGGCCCCCAGUUGUCUCGGGCCGUCGUCCUUCCUCGGCCCGACCUUGCCUCAGGAUCUCACCGCUGUGGACAUGAGCCUCAGCACCUUGUACCUGCACGAGCUACACCAGAGACAUCGGCACAGAACCACCUACACCGACGCGCCCCCGCAGCCUCCCUCGGGUCCCCAGGGGCCCCCGGGGGGAAGCUUCCAGCCGGUCCCGUUCCAGGGACGGCAGCCGCCCGGCGCGAGCGGCAGCGCCAGUGGCAGCGGAGGCGACGCGCCGUCGGUGUCGUACCAGCGAGCGCAAGAGAAGACGCCCCUUCUCGCAGAACCCUAAAGCCACAGACGAGCGCCUUGCCCUGUGGCGGGACCCUCGUUUCACGAUAACCCGGAAGUUAUUAUCCUGGUGUUCACUAAUAAUAAUAAUAAAAAGAAAGAUUAUAAUUUAAAACGCUUGGCAUUGCUACUUUACCCCCGUUUGCCAAACGAGAAAGAAUGAUAUAUGGGCACAGUGGAUGUGUUCGGGAAACCGAGUCUGGAAUACACGUGGGUUUCGGAAUCUCCCACACACGCAUCUCACUCAAACAUGCCGCCGACCGGUCUCCCGAAGACAGCCACUGCUUACGGUCUGACUAGUACUGUAUCUGCGCUAGGUUUUCGCCAUCUGUUUGACGAUUUUUCAAAUGAAUCAACUAGUCCCGCAGAUUUGGUUUCAGUUUUUAGAUAGCGUUUGAAUUUUCAACUUGUGACAGCUGUUUGUAAAACGAUAGACUAAUAUGCUUCAAAGAGUUUUAUUGUGUAUAAAAUGUACCAUAAAAUAAGUAUUUUGUAUUUUCUUAACGUUAUAUUGGGUCAUUUUUAUGCAUCGAUAUUGCAAUUAGAUGUGAAUGAAUGGAACGUGAUUUCAUUGUCUGUUUUCCAAUAAUGCUUUGUGAAAUGGCGGUUUUCUUUGUAAAUAAUUUGAUUAAAUGAUCCUGUGAUUCUG
Molecule: messenger RNA, 3526 nt
Organism: Penaeus chinensis
Lineage: Eukaryota; Metazoa; Arthropoda; Malacostraca; Decapoda; Penaeidae
Gene: Atg9
Product: autophagy-related protein 9A-like
Exons: 2
Coding region: 413-2878 (821 amino acids)
Biological process (GO): protein localization to phagophore assembly site; autophagy of mitochondrion
Cellular component (GO): phagophore assembly site; autophagosome
Source: RefSeq, a predicted model, not a curated record